Messenger RNA from Gossypium raimondii (Peruvian cotton), 2103 nucleotides. RefSeq lists its product as uncharacterized. Gene Ontology annotation, molecular function: nucleic acid binding; RNA-DNA hybrid ribonuclease activity. The coding region runs from base 1 to 2103 and encodes 700 amino acids. The transcript has 6 exons. Lineage: Eukaryota; Viridiplantae; Streptophyta; Magnoliopsida; Malvales; Malvaceae. The record is from RefSeq and is a predicted model, not a curated record.
AUGGUGAAGAUUGGAACAUGCAUGACUGAAGAAGCAAAGCAAGACUUUAUUGAGUUGCUUCGAGAGUUCAAAGACGUCUUCGCAUGGUCAUACCAAGAUAUGCCUGGGUUAAGUACCGAUAUCGUAGUUCACCUUCUUCCUAUAAAGGAGGAUUGCAAGCCAUUUCAGCAAAAACUCCGGAGGAUGAGGCUUGAUGUUGUACUAAAAAUAAAAGAGGAGGUUCAAAACCAAUUUGAUGCUGGGUUCCUACAUGCGGUCAAAUACUCAGAAUGGCAUCCUGAAGAUAUGAAGAAAACCGCGUUCAUAACCUUAUGGGGGACUUUCUGUUAUAAAGUGAUGCCAUUCGGGGUGAAAAAUGCGGGAGCCACAUACCAGAGAGUCAUGGUGACCCUCUUCCAUGAUAUUAUGCAUAAGGAAAUUGAAGUAUAUGUUGACGACAUGAUCGCAAAAUCCCGGACGGAAAGAGAACAUGUGCGAGUCUUAAGAAAGUUGUUCUUAAGAUUAAGAAAGUUCCAACUCAAACUUAAUCCAGCCAAAUGUAUCUUCGAAGCUAGGUCAGGAAAACUUCUGAGGUUUGUAGUCAGUGAAAAAGGGAUUGAAAUUGAUCCAGACAAAGUCAAGGCAAUUCGAGAUUUGCCUCCACCACGUACCCAGAAAGAAGUUCGAGGUCAACAUGAUGAGACGGGGAAGAAGGAGAAGGCGAUCUAUUAUCUCAGUAAGAAAUUUACUGACUGUGAAAUGAGAUAUUCGCCCAUUGAAAAGUUAUGUUGCGCCCUGAUCUGGACGACACGUAGAUUGAGGUGGCAGAUCUUACUCUCCGAGUUUGAUAUAGUCUACGUAAAUCAAAAGGCCAUCAAAAGGAGCGCGAUAGCAGAAUUUUUGGCCAACAGAGCUUUAGAAGACUACGAACCUCUGAAUUUUGAUUUCCCAAAUGAAGAUUUGAUGUAUGUGGCAAUCGCUGAAGAAGAUUCCCACGAAAAUCACCCUUGGAAGCUAAACUUUGACGGAGCUUCGAAUGCUAUAGGCAAUGGAAUUGGGGCAGUCCUUGUGUCCUCUAGUGGAGAUCAUUAUCCUUUUACCAGCAAAUUAGUUUUUGAUUGCACCAAUAACAUGGCAAAAUAUGAAGCUUGCAUUACGGGCAUCCGGGCAGCCAUAGAACGAAAAAUUAAGAUACUAGAGGUAUACGGAGACUCUGCAUUGGUAAUAUACCAGCUCAAAGGGGAAUGGAAAACAAGAGACCCAAAGUUAAUCCGCUACCAAAAAUUAGUUCUAGAAUUGAUCGUGGGGUUUAACAAUUUCACUUUCUGUUAUCUCCCACGAGACGAAAAUCAGAUCGAUAAUGCUUUGGCUACUCUUGCCUGUAUGAUCAAAGUGAACAAAUCAGAAGACAUGAAGCCUAUUCAAAUCAGCAUUUAUGAGACUCCAGCUCCUUGUUACAGUAUUGACGAAGAGGAAAACAAUGACUAUCCAUGGCAUCAAGACAUACUACGAUAUCUAAAGAAUCGUGAAUACCCCAACCACGCGACAGAAAAUGAUAAGAGGACAUUGAGGAGACUGGCCAUUGAUUAUGUCCUAGAUGGAGAGAUUUUGUAUAAAAAGGGAAAGGAUCAAGUACUGUUAAAAUGCGUGGAUGCUGGGGAGGCCAAAAAAAUUUUGGAGGAGGUUCAUGAAGGUAUCUGUGGAACCUUAAUAGCGGAAGUUUGUAAUCAGUUCAAGAUCAGACACCAUAAUUCGUCGCAUGAGAAAUUAUCUUUUGCUCUCCUUGCAUAUCGAACAUCUAUUAGGACUUCAACUAGGGCAACAUCUUUUUCUCUAGUCUACGGGAUGGAGGCAGUAUUGCCAAUUGAAGUUGAGAUCCCUUCUCUUCGGGUGUUAGCUGAGCUAAAGUUAGAUGAGCCCGAAUGGAUUCAAUCUCGAUAUGACCAGCUGAACCUGAUAGAAGAAAAGAGGCUAAAAGCUAUUCGUCACGGGGAGGAUGCCUCUUCACGAGCACGGAUAGCGUAUGUCCUUGCGGGUGCUCUAACAUCUGGUCUAGCAGCUGAGUCUCUGGGCGUACCCCUGUUCUUGCUCCAACUCCCAGAUUCCUCUAUGGUCUGCCUCUAG